CAAGGGGCUGAGGAAACCUGUCGGAGUUUUAAGGUUUUGUCUAUACUGAACGGAGACGAUGGCCAAGAUGCGGACACAUAUGCCAAACGAAUUUUCUAAUAUGAGGAAAAACCAUUGUCUUUAUUCAUAUUAACCUAAUUUCAGAAAGUUUAUUUGACGCAUUUCGUUGAUUUCUCUCGCUCUGGACGCACGACCAAGGAAAGUGACCAGUGAGAAUGGAACAGGUGCCCAGUCCGGAGCCUAGCCCCGUAAAGCAACCCAAAGCUGGGCAUCAUGAACCCAUUCGCUUUGGGAUUGACCAGAUUCUCGGUGGCUCAGAUCCAGAGAGCGGUCGUUCGAACAGUGACCGGAGCGGGUCAGAGAGUGGCUUGGACAGCUACCGCCUCAGCAGUCCCACUGGAACAUGCACGACUCCGUAUACUGCGCUGUCUGUCUCUUUUUCCGGCAUUACAGGGCCGUUAGAGGACUUAAAUAUAUAUGGGAUGAACAGAACUCUAGUGCCCAGGGGGGUGAUUCGAGUUCCGGCUCACAGACCUCUCGCAGCGGCGGUUCCGCCACCCAUGACCAGCUCAGUGGCGAAUAUCGGAAGUCUGUGCUUUCCCUGGAUGGAAAACAACCGUAGGUUUGCCAAGGAUAGAUUACCAGCACUCAUCCCUUUCACGGUGACUCGACGCAUCGGCCAUCCCUACCAGAAUCGUACUCCACCGAAGAGGAAAAAACCGCGAACGUCAUUCUCUCGAGUCCAAAUAUGCGAACUGGAGAAGAGGUUUCAUCGACAGAAAUAUCUAGCCAGUGCCGAGAGAGCAUCUCUAGCAAAGAGCCUGAAGAUGACGGAUGCGCAAGUUAAAACUUGGUUUCAGAACCGCCGAACAAAAUGGAGGAGACAGACGGCCGAGGAGAGGGAAGCGGAGCGCCAGCAGGCCAAUCGGAUGCUGCUCCAGCUGCAAGCCGACGCCCUCCAGAAGUCCCUGGGCGAAUCGGUGUCCAGCGACCCGCUAUGCAUGCACAACUCCUCCCUGUUCGCCCUACAGAACCUGCAGCCGUGGGUACAGGAGGGAGCGGGCAAGCUAGGGCCCGGCAGCGGCACAGCGCCCACACUGGCCUGAGAACAGUCAGACGUGAGGUUGGUGGUGCGUGCGUGGAGAGGACUAGAAGGGCUGAGGUCUCAGGCCUCCACUGAGGACAAAAUCUCAUUGGGCCUCUCUCAACAUCCACUCUCGUUCCCACUGAUCUAUAACUAGCACUGGAUAGACUAUCCCAUUGUUGCCGCGCCAUCAUUCUUUAUGUAGAUCAGUGAGGACGAGGACCGAGGAAGGAAGGGAGGAUGUAUAAAAGACGAAUGAGAGGCACCCAUUGUGUUGUCUGCAACACCUCUGGGUAGCCGUUAGAGCUCACAGAGCUCGCGCUGGUUAUCUGGCUGGGCCCUUUUCAAGCAUUGGGUGGUGACGGCUAUCCGCCACUUUUCAUGUUGCAGUGUUUACCGGUGAAUUUUUACGAGAAUUAAUACAAUAUGCACAUAUUUGCAUAUAAAAAAAUAUGUGUACAUAAAAAUUUAACUGAUGGAUUGAAGACUUCAUGACAGAGGUGUUACGAUUCACUGGAAUGUUUAUAUUUCGGAGAAAAAAAAGCAUUUGUUGAACAUGGUUUAUGAUUUGAGGAAGUGUUUUAUUCGUAAGUUGUCAGUUGUUCAGAGAAACUGCCAUCCUUCACUCUUAACAUUUUCUUAAACAUAUUUGGAUUGUGGAUGUUCCUUUGUCACUAAUGAGGUAAUGUAUAAUUACUUGUACAAUGUAAAAUUUGAUAUUUGUAAAUAAUAUUCACAGAGGUAGUUAUGGUCAUUUCUCUGUUACUCAAGUUGCCAUGUCUUUGUUGCACUAAAAUGGCAUUGCAAGCUGUGUGUAAGAAAAGACCAAAAUCACACUAUUCUUUGCAAAGUUUAUUGUUAAAUAUUAUUUUAUACAACA
Molecule: messenger RNA, 1964 nt
Organism: Sardina pilchardus (European sardine)
Lineage: Eukaryota; Metazoa; Chordata; Actinopteri; Clupeiformes; Clupeidae
Product: T-cell leukemia homeobox protein 3-like
Exons: 3
Coding region: 216-1106 (296 amino acids)
Biological process (GO): regulation of transcription by RNA polymerase II; animal organ development
Cellular component (GO): nucleus
Molecular function (GO): DNA-binding transcription factor activity, RNA polymerase II-specific; RNA polymerase II cis-regulatory region sequence-specific DNA binding
Source: RefSeq, a predicted model, not a curated record